Molecule: messenger RNA, 2748 nt
Organism: Cebus imitator (Panamanian white-faced capuchin)
Lineage: Eukaryota; Metazoa; Chordata; Mammalia; Primates; Cebidae
Gene: STEAP1
Product: STEAP family member 1
Exons: 5
Coding region: 164-1183 (339 amino acids)
Cellular component (GO): plasma membrane; endosome
Source: RefSeq, a predicted model, not a curated record
AACUGACCUGGAGGCGGAGCCUGCAGCAGGCGUGGAGACUCGGCGCUCGGGAGGCUCGGGCUCCGCGUGGGGUCUGCACCUCCGGGCAGCAGCUGCAGCCGAGACUCACGGUCAAGCUACGGCGAAGAGUGGGUGGCUGAAGCCAUACUCUUUUAUAGAAUUAAUGGAAAGCAGAAAAGACAUCACAAGGCAAGAAGAACUUUGGAAAAUGAAGCCUAGGAGAAAUUUAGAAGAAGAUGAUUAUUUGCAUAAGGACACAGGAGAGACCAGCAUGCUAAAAAGACCUGUGCUUUUGCAUUUGCACCAAACAGCCCAUGCUGAUGAAUUUGACUGCCCUUCAGAACUUCAGCACACACAGAAACUCUUUCCACAAUGGCACUUGCCAAUUAAAAUAGCUGCUAUUAUAGCAUCUCUGACUUUUCUUUACACUCUUGUGAGGGAAGUAAUUCACCCUUUAGCAACUUCCCAUCAACAGUACUUUUAUAAAAUUCCAAUCCUGGUUGUCAACAAAGUCUUGCCAAUGGUCUCCAUCACUCUGUUGGCAUUGGUUUAUCUGCCAGGUGUGAUCGCAGCAAUUGUCCAACUUCAUAAUGGAACCAAGUACAAGAAGUUUCCACAUUGGCUGGACAUGUGGAUGUUAACAAGAAAGCAGUUUGGGCUUCUCAGUUUCUUUUUUGCUGUACUGCAUGCAAUUUAUAGUCUGUCUUACCCAAUGAGGCGUUCCUACAGAUAUAAGUUGCUAAACUGGGCAUAUCAACAGGUCCAACAAAAUAAAGAAGAUGCCUGGAUUGAGCAUGAUGUUUGGAGAAUGGAGAUUUAUGUGUCUCUGGGAAUUGUAGGACUGGCAAUACUGGCUCUGUUGGCUGUGACAUCUAUUCCAUCUGUGAGCAACUCUUUGACAUGGAGAGAAUUUCAGUAUAUUCAGAGCAAGCUAGGAAUUGUUUCCCUUCUACUGGGCACAAUACACGCAUUGAUUUUCGCCUGGAAUAAGUGGAUAGAUAUAAAACAAUUUGUAUGGUAUACACCUCCAACUUUUAUGAUAGCUGUUUUUCUUCCAAUUGUUGUCCUGAUAUGUAAAAGCAUAUUAUUCCUGCCAUGCUUGAGGAAGAAGAUAUUGAAGAUUAGACAUGGUUGGGAAGACAUCACCAAAAUUAACAAAACUGGGAUGUCUUCUCAGCUGUAGAAUUACAGUUUACACACAUUUUUAUUAAAUAUUGAUAUAUUUUAUCAUCAGCAUUUCAAGUUUGUAUUUGUUAAUAAAAUGAUUAUUCAAAGAUCUUAAUGUUUCUCUUCAUAUAUGUGUGAUGAGUUUAAAAUAUGUGUAUUUCCUUGUAGAUUUGAUUCAAAGCAAAAAAAAAUCUUUUUAAUACUAAUCUCUAGCACUUUCUCUGUAAUAAAGGUAAGCAUGCCAAAAUAGCAUCUGAUUUGUCAGAUUAAAUAGCAUUACAAAUAAUCAAGAGCUUUGAAAUACCAGUCCUUGCUACCCAUUAGACAGGUAUCAUUAUGAAAAAAUUAUUUUAUCUGAAUCUCCAACAAAAGCAUAAUAAGCAUUUAUUCACUAUUACUAAAGAGCUUUAAUUUGUCUGUACCCAGGUUUUGCUCAUGGAACACCUACCUCAAAAAACACAGACUGUGUCUAUACAAGUAAAGCAGCAGAGUAAUAUCAGAUACAGUCAGGCAAAAUAGAACUCAGGCUAUCCAGGAGAAAUAGUAAAUUCAAUAAUUUCCACCUGAGUUAUGUACAAUUCAGUUUAGCUUACUUUAAUGCAUUGGCAAAGCUUAACAUAAAACAUUCCCUGAAAGAACAAACUAUACAUUAGCUGUCAGGACUUGCUAACCCAACUAUGUGCUUCAGAGGUUUUCCAUGAUUAGCAAAAGUAAUCACAAGCUUUAUCUUUUAUAGUGGUGAACCAUUUAUUAUUAAAGACAAUAGAGAUAAUGGUGCAAAUUAGGAAAAACAAUUAGGCUAUUCAGUAAGUGGAGUCCAGUUUUUCUAUUUUUUCUAUCGCAAAUGAUGAUUAUUCAUUAUUACAUGGGGGAUAACGAACUUCCCUGGGCACAAAUUUGAACUCUGCAUUAUUGAGGUUCAGACAUACAGAGAUAUAUUCACAGACAGUGAAGAAAGGAGUUGAGAGCAGCAAUUCUGAACUGACGACAGAGCAGACGAGAGUGUCCUUGAGAAAAAACUCAGCAUAAAAGAAAAAUAAAUCUAGGACUUUAGAAUUGCAAACCAGAUUCAUCAAGGGCACAUAACUAUGGGACCACUUAACUAAGCAUGACACAUGUCAUUGCAUAAUCAACCAGCUCUGAGACGCAGCAGUCAAGUAACAUAGUUUCACCUGCAUGGCAAAGUGUCAGCACCUCCGGUACUGAGAAGGAGAAAUCAAGUACCAAGUACCUUCCUAGUACCAAGACAUAGAGGCUGCAGCUGAAGUGACACCUCAGUGAAGCUUUCAGGAACAACAGCCCAAGUUCUGACUUGAUUAUUGAACCCCUGCCUUGGUAGCCAUGGUAACAAAGAACAACAGGCCUAUUCUGAAACAGAGAAUAUACCUUUUUGAGGAUUACUAGUUACAGGAAAAGGAAUCAACAAGGUCCUUAAAAGCAAGGCACAAAACAUCUAGAUUCCAUUUUUACUCAUAGAUUGAUAAGAACUAAACCACUCUUUGUAGCUUUUGUGAAGUUUUUACAAUAGUUGGGUAGUAUUUUUAUGAGCUGAAGAAAACAAUAAAAGUUGUCUUUAAAAGA